This is a messenger RNA of Quercus lobata, 3260 nucleotides long. RefSeq lists its product as uncharacterized. The record is from RefSeq and is a predicted model, not a curated record. The transcript has a single exon. Bases 1048 to 2001 code for a protein of 317 amino acids. Lineage: Eukaryota; Viridiplantae; Streptophyta; Magnoliopsida; Fagales; Fagaceae.
UAUAAAGUAUAACUUUCGUGGAAGAAUAUAGGUAAAAUGUUUUUGAACUUAUCAAAAACAGGUCAAGCUGCAUUGAAUAGACUUCAAGUGACACGGCACAAGGGUUAACCGGAUUUUUAAGGGAGAAGAUUCCUUUUUUUGGUCUGUGUUUGUUUCAACAAAUGAGUCUCUGAUGGGCACAAACUCUUAUCUAACUUUUCAAUCUCUCUUUAGGUAAUCUAACUCUCACUGGUUCAGCUACAAGGGCAUUUUCUUUUCAAAUCAUGGACUAAGGCACCAAUGGGAAGUAGUCUUAUAUGUUUUUUUGGUCAUACCCAAAGCAGUCUAAAAAUACGAUCUUUGGAGAAGAAGCCUCUCAUUACCCAGCAUGAGUCCAAACCUGUAAAAGUUGGUAGAUACCGGACUUAUUUAACUCAUUUUCCUGUACAACAAGGCUCUUUUGUGAGACUUUCUGCCUCUGCAUUGUCAGCAUCAAAACCAUACAAACUAGUCUCAGUAAUACAUGAUACAUCAGUUUGCUAAUCCAUCAUCAACUAGAACCAGUUGCAAUCACCUACCAAACAGCAUCGCUUUGAAAUCAAGUCGCCUCAACCUCCAUGCCCUGACUCAUUUGUAUUGCACCUACCCACCUGGAUAUUGCUUAAUAAUAACAAUUCAAUAUGCUUCUUAUUAUUCCAUUGCAAAAAAUGCAAUUAUACAUGUCUUUAAAGCAUAUAAUAAAUAAAAUCAAACAAGCAAAUUUAAAUGCGUAAGAGAAGACAUAUUGACGUAUCAAUUGAAGACCAUCAUACCACCAAUCACAAAACAAAACUUCAAAAUAACUGAUUUUUCCCUCCCAAAAAGGAAAAACAUCAUUAUAUUUUGGACAAGAAAAUAAUAGUGUAAUCAGUUCAGCUCUCUUUGUCCAAUUCACCUUCAAAUGAAACAUCUCAACUAACAAAAGCCAUUGUUUUCUAUUUGUUAGAUUAAAUAACAAAUAUCAUCAUAGACUCCUUAAAAACAUACCAAUGAAAGGUCCCGAAAGAAGAAAUCAUUAGCCAACACAAAAUGAAUAGCCAACUCUUGCAUCCAGAAUAUUCAGCAUUCCAACUUGAACGGGCCACGGAAGAUGUCCGUGUAACAUUCUUCAAAUGUGUCAGAUGGCAGCUAGAAGAAACAUUGGACGCAAUUGACUGCCCUUAUCACUAUUUCUGUGAUAGCACUUAUCCUGGCAAUUAUCCACCUGCUGUGGACAUUCUGGUAUUUCUGUUUACUGCAGCUUCAUACUUGACAACCCUCAUCUUUGUGGUGACAGAUAUAUCAAGAAGAGGGCAAACCUGCCUUAAUCGUUCAAAGAGGUACUUAUUACCAUCUGGUCCAAUUUCUCUCCCAGUAAUCCUCUUGACACUGGCAAAAGGCCACCGAAUCAACACCAUAUUUCCUCUCUCGAGCAUUGGUCCUGCAAUCCUCCUACUGGUUCAUGUUUCUGCCCUGACCUUUGAUCACAAGGCUAAUAGAGACAUCAAAUAUGCUUUUUUUGAGGCAUCAACAAUUUCUGGAAUUUUACAUGCAAGCCUGUAUCUGGAUGCUAUUAUCUUACCUUAUUAUACAGGUUUUGAUGCUCUAGUGUUGUCAAACUUUUCAGGUGAGUGUGCAUCUUGCGUAUGCAGGAAAGAGGUUUUGAUUGUGGGAGGGAUCUUAGUGUCAUACAAGGGGUGGUCAAUAACCACAUUUUCAGUUGUGGGUGCUCUCUGCUUAAGGAUUAUCUGCAGAUUGUCUGGAGAGAAAACAGGAGCUACCGCACUAAUUAGGCCAUGGCUGGAAAGCGUAGCUUGGAUCUUGAUAUCAAUGGACUGUGUUUAUCUAGCAACAAACUCCCCACCAGGAAGUACAAUGUUGAGAGUUGCUGCUUUUGGAGGUGUAUUUGUUUUGAUUUGUCUUCAUGUACUCAAAAGUGCAUGCACUCUGAUAACAAAGUGGCAUUGUGCAGAAAAAAUUAGUCAAAUAUCACAUGGAGGAUAGAAAAGUAUAAUGAUCAGAAGAGGCAUAAAUUUACAAGAAUGAGAGGAAACAACAAUGUAAAUGUGUAAAUAGUCUUUUUCUCCCCCUUUUUCUGAUCAAUGAAAUACACAAUUUGCCAAAAUGAUCAUAAGAAUGUAUCCUACAUCAGAACAUAUAAAACCUAUAAAUCAAAAUGUUCCAGCAUAUUAAGGGAGAUGAUUGGGAUAACUUCCAAAAUCCAUCAAAGUACCAAACCUAUUCACCAAAAAAUGCUUCUAACCCACAACAAGUGAACUUGAAAGCAGUACCCCAAUGCAAGUCACAAGAAAAACCUCCUUCGACUCGUGUCCAUUCCCGACUAAAAUUCAAAUGGGAGAACAAAGCAAAUAAAGUGUGAGAGAGAUAAAGGGUAUUUUUUUUUUUUUUAACAAAAAGUAAGACAAAUAAUCAGAUCUAGAUAGUAGCAGCCUGAAUUGGUUGGUAGGUUGACUACAUUUUGAACCCACUCAUAUUACAUGCCUUCAGUACCAAAUGUUCCAAGCUGCAGACUGAUCAGCCUUCAGUGUGAAACAAGGGCCACAUUCUUGCAUGUUUACAUACAUAACUCAUUAUAGGAAUUAGUUAUUGGAAUGAUUUAAUGAAAUUCCAUAGUAAUCUGAUACAAAGGGGCCAUAGCAGUGUUACCACCGUUUCAAUUUUAUUUUAGCAAACUAUGUUGUGCAAUCAUGUGAUCUAAACCAGUAUAAAUCUGUGUUGACUUGAACAUUUCAAACUCUGAAGCUACCCCAUGAUCACUUUAUGGCUCACACACAUACUUCCUUAAUAAGCAAUAACGGAAUAACCUAUCGGAACAGUCCAAGCAUCAUAUGAUUAUGUUAUAGCUUCAUUAAUUCUUUUUUAAAAGUACACUAGAACAGUACAAAAUGCCUGCAAAUAGUUUUAUUCAAACGAAAUAUUCAAUAUUUACAUCUCAUAAGUCUCAUGAUCUAGUAAAAAUAAAAGACAGAGAAACACAUAACAUGAUUAUCAUAAUCAGACAGUGAAGGUCUCAUCUGGGUCUUCAAAGUUGGGGUCCUUGACAUCAAGAACUCCUGCAGAUUCGAACCCAAUCUCAGGCUGAGAGUAGCCAUCACCAACCCAGGUGAACUUGCCUCCGUGACCCCUCUUCUUCGGCGAUCCAUUCAUGCCCGUCCCUGAUUUCCGAUCUUUUCUCUCCUCUGAUUUUCCACUGGGCUUGUAACUCUUCCCUGUCUUCUUCAUUUUCUCUCUCUCUCGCUCAC